This is a messenger RNA of Hordeum vulgare subsp. vulgare (domesticated barley), 799 nucleotides long. Its product is annotated as peptidyl-prolyl cis-trans isomerase CYP18-2. Gene Ontology annotation, cellular component: catalytic step 2 spliceosome. Gene Ontology annotation, molecular function: peptidyl-prolyl cis-trans isomerase activity. NCBI's taxonomy places the organism in Eukaryota, Viridiplantae, Streptophyta, Magnoliopsida, Poales, Poaceae. Bases 121 to 615 code for a protein of 164 amino acids. The transcript is spliced from 6 exons. Gene Ontology annotation, biological process: protein peptidyl-prolyl isomerization; protein folding. The record is from RefSeq and is a predicted model, not a curated record.
UUUGCGGUCUCUGGGGUUUCCUUGACUGGUGGGCCAGUCCACUCGCCGCCGCCCUCCUCCCUUUGUCUCGCAGCCGCCGUCACCUCCUCCGCCUCUCGCCUCGCUUAUCGCCGCCUCAAGAUGUGGGACGGCGCCGACGGCGGGACUCCAGAGGUCACCCUGGAGACCUCCAUGGGCGCCUUCACCGUCGAGAUGUACCACAAGCACGCGCCCAAGACCUGCAGAAACUUCGUAGAGCUCGCGCGCCGCAAAUACUACGACAACGUCGUCUUCCACCGCAUCAUCAAGGAUUUCAUCGUGCAAGGUGGGGAUCCUAGUGGAACAGGCAGGGGCGGCGAAUCCAUCUACGGAGCAAAGUUUGAGGACGAGAUAAGGCCAGAGCUGAAGCACACCGGGGCUGGGAUUCUAUCAAUGGCAAAUGCUGGUCCAAAUACAAACGGAAGCCAGUUCUUCAUCACUCUUGCACCUUGUCAGUCGCUGGAUGGUAAACACACAAUUUUUGGGAGAGUAUGCAGAGGAAUGGAAAUUGUUAAGCGCCUUGGAAGUAUUCAGACCGACAAAAAUGAUAGGCCCAUCCAUGAAGUGAAAAUCCUGCGGACUGUUGUUAAAGAUUGAAGCACGCCAGUUGUACCUGCUGUCAUGAAAUAAUCUUUGGUUGUGGCUGCUUCGCAGGAGCAUGUAUUCUCUGUUUCACAGGGAGGUCUUGUAAUGUCAACUUCUUUGGUGUUAAAUCCUUGAUCUACCUUGCUUGCAUGAAUAAUCUUUUGACCAGUACCAAAUAAAUAAAUAUGAUUAGCUA